Saccoglossus kowalevskii is the source of this 1011-nucleotide messenger RNA. Its product is annotated as sphingomyelin synthase-related protein 1-like. NCBI's taxonomy places the organism in Eukaryota, Metazoa, Hemichordata, Enteropneusta, Harrimaniidae. Gene Ontology annotation, molecular function: ceramide cholinephosphotransferase activity; sphingomyelin synthase activity. The record is from RefSeq and is a predicted model, not a curated record. Gene Ontology annotation, cellular component: endoplasmic reticulum membrane; Golgi membrane; plasma membrane. Gene Ontology annotation, biological process: ceramide biosynthetic process.
AUGGUGGACGGACCAUGCACACACAAGAUGGAUCGAUGGACCAAGAAUAUAGCCAGGGAUGAUACUGUUUUGCUGAUACCCAUGCAACACGUAGAAAGUUCAGUGGACGCUAUGACUGCAUUUGAGAAACCCACCCCUGGCAACCACGGGAUGUUGGCCGCCAACGGCGCUAUUCCGGGGAAAAUUAGGACUAGUUUCGAACCUGAACGAUGGAAAACUGUCAUGAGCCUAAUUUACAUUAUUGUUGCGAGUUACUGUACCACAUUUAUUGAAUCCGUUGUGCAUGACCGAAUGCCAGACGCCCAGGUACAUCCACCAUUGCCUGAUUUAAUCUUAGAUAAUGUUCCAAUAACGCCAUGGGCAGGCACAAUAUCGGAAGGAAUUGUGGUUCUUCUUGUUUGUAUGCUUAUUACCAUAGCAGUAUUACAUAAACACAGAUAUAUCGUGACUCGCCGAUUUCUUUGCAUGGUAGGUACUUUGUAUUUGCUGCGAGAUGCUACCAUCCUUGUGACGUCACUUCCGGAAUGCGGACAAGGGAUCCCAUGUAUUAAAGAGGAAGGCCGCACAAACUGGAUACGAGCGAAAAUAGCCUUCCAAACGUUCAUUAAACUUGGCAUGACGUCAACAGGUGGCAGGCUUUGUGGAGCUUACAUAUUUAGUGGACACGCUAUGAUGUUGACAGUCGUGUGUCUAUUUAUUACGGAAUAUUCGACAAAGAAGUAUUAUUCUUUACAUGUCGUCACGUGGCUCUUAGGAUUCGUGGGAAUGUUGUGUAUUCUUGCGUCACAUGGUCAUUACACUGUUGACGUCAUACUCGGAUUCUACAUUACCUACAGUAUGUUCGUGCACUACCAUGCCUUGGCAAGCAGUCCGUCACUGAGACGUCACUACAAAUGGACCAAAAUAUGGUUUCCAAUGCUAUUCUUCCUCGAGUCAAACGUUCGUGGUUUCAUCCCAAAUGAAUACGAAUGGCCUUUACCUCUUCCAAUGCGCUUUAAGCAGCUUUUCUGA